This is a messenger RNA of Argentina anserina (silverweed cinquefoil), 846 nucleotides long. RefSeq lists its product as uncharacterized. The annotation marks the transcript as partial. Lineage: Eukaryota; Viridiplantae; Streptophyta; Magnoliopsida; Rosales; Rosaceae. The transcript is spliced from 2 exons. Gene Ontology annotation, molecular function: phosphoprotein phosphatase activity. The record is from RefSeq and is a predicted model, not a curated record.
CAAAUUCAAAAUAAUAAAUUGAUCCCGCCGUUAACUUCACCGGAGAAGAAAACCGUGUUUCUCGACCUGGACGAAACACUGGUGCACAGUUCGGUCACUUUGCCCAAUCGCUUUGACUUCCUCGUCCGUCCCAUUAUUCAUGGCACCGAGAUGAGAUUCUACGUGAUCAAACGUCCCGGAGUUGACCAAUUUUUGCAAAAGCUUGCGGAGAAGUACGAGGUGGUGGUGUUCACGGCGGGGAUGAGAGAGUACGCCUCGCUCGUGCUGGACCGACUGGAUAGGCAUGACGUGAUCAUAUCCCACCGCCUCUACCGCGACUCGUGCAAGGAGGUGAACGGCAAGUUGGUGAAGGACCUGUCCGGUUUGGGACGUGACUUGCGGAGCGUGGUGAUCGUGGACGAUAACCCCAACUCGUAUGUUCUCCAACCGGAAAAUGGGAUUCCAGUCCGGCCGUUCAUAUAUGACAUGCCAGACGGGGAGCUGAGGAAGUUGUUGAUGUUUUUUGAGAGCGAGGGGUCUCAUGAGGACAUUAGAGAUGCUGUGAGGGAGUAUGUUCAUAGAGACGGGAGGAUUUCUGAUGAUGAUGACCUGAACGACGAUGAUAGCAGUGCUAGUGAGACUGGUGAUGAUGAUGAAUUAGAGACGGGGAAUGGAAAGUUUACUAAUGUUCCGGUAUUAACAACCAGUAAUUCAUCAACACCAUGCUGCAUGAUUAAUCUGCAUGAUUAUUAUCCACCGGCAAAACCAGUAGCUACGGAGUCUUGGAUCAAGACGGUGAUCUUAUGUAUUUUGAUAUUGAUGAUUAUCAAUGUAAUCUUAUGCUUACUAAUUUUAUGGAAAGCAUAG